Cercopithifilaria johnstoni is the source of this 648-nucleotide messenger RNA. Lineage: Eukaryota; Metazoa; Nematoda; Chromadorea; Rhabditida; Onchocercidae. The record is from the annotation of a GenBank genome assembly.
AUGCGUGACCGUUGCAUUUUAGGCGCUAAUAUAUUUCGAAAUGAAGCACAAACGGUACAAACAGAGCCGUUGGAUUUAUCGGUGCGGAAAGUGAGUGAGGAACGAAUACAAUUACAGGAUUUAUCAACUAAUGAAAGGAAUAAAGGACGGGUGGAAAAUUCCCCUCAAUCAUCGCAUUCGAGUGCUCAUAAGAAGUCUCAUACUGGUGGAAAGCCACACAGUUGUACGACAUGCGGGAAAAAUUUCUCUGAGUCAUGGAAUCUAAGCAGACAUAACAGAACUCACACCGGUGAAAAGCCGUACAGUUGUAUGAUAUGCAAUCGGCAUUUCUCUGACUCAUCGUAUUUGAUAAGACAUGAGAGGAUUCAUACUGGUGAAAAGCCACACAGUUGUACAAUAUGCGGGAAAAGUUUCUCUCACUCGUCGGAUCUGAGGAAACAUAACAGAACUCAUACCGGUGAAAAGCCGUACAGUUGUACGAUAUGCAGGAAAAAUUUUGCUAAAUCAUCCGAUUUGAGCAGACAUAACAAAAUUCAUAGCGGUGAAAAGCUGCACAGUUGUCCGAUAUGCGGGAAAUCUUUCGACCGAAGCGAUAGUUUGAAAAGGCACUUGCAAACACAUAACAUUAAGAAGCUCCUUUUCAAUUGA